Messenger RNA from Exophiala aquamarina CBS 119918, 855 nucleotides. RefSeq lists its product as uncharacterized. Gene Ontology annotation, molecular function: protein binding. NCBI's taxonomy places the organism in Eukaryota, Fungi, Ascomycota, Eurotiomycetes, Chaetothyriales, Herpotrichiellaceae. The transcript has a single exon. The record is from RefSeq and is a predicted model, not a curated record. Bases 1 to 855 code for a protein of 284 amino acids.
AUGGCCGACAGCGAAGAUCUCACCCAAGUCGCCGAUUCGGCAGAUGUUGACGCGGAAAUGGAGGGUGCGGAAGAGGCGCAAGAGAUGCCACAAGACGAUGAUGGAGCAGAACAAACAGAAGAUGCUACCCAGCCCAAUGGCGCGCCAAAGCCCAAUCCGCAGACUGUCUUUAUCGAGUAUCUAAGAUCUCCCAUCGUUAGACUCGUUGUUGGUAACGAUGGAGAGGAGAUCACCUUGACUGCUCACAAAGCCAUUCUUGAGCAGUCCGCCUUUCUCAACGACCGACUUUUGUCCCAGACAGACGACGAUGACCUUGUGGUGUAUCUUCCCGAUGAAACGUUGGAUGCAGUGGGUUGUUUCCUACAGUACCAAUACACCGGGGAAUACUUCCCUCGGCGGAUGGCGAAUAUUCCUGACAGCCUUGAGCCCGAUCCCUCGAUCCCUACAGUCGACGAUACUGGCGAUCAAUUGCUGAAGCAUGCCCGCGUCUAUACCCUCGCCGAAAAACUCGGCCUUCCAGAACUCAAGACCUUGGCCCACUCAAAAAUCCACCGCAUCAAUUCCACUGCCGUUGGAGAGAUCGCAUACGCACGCUUUGUUUAUGGAAAUACCCCGGCCAAUGACUACAUCAUCCGAAAACCCAUUGCGGCAUUCUGGGCUACACGUUCUCACGUAUUGCGACACGAAGCAGAGGCCGAAUUCAAGGCCAUGUGUCUCGAAUUCCCCCAAUUUGGUUUCGACGUACUCAGCUUAGUUCUCGACCAAAGGGAAAAGCGAGCAAGAGACCGUGAAGAAGAUGGCACACCAGGUGGUGGCAAGGGCAGAAAGCGCUUGCGACCAAGUGUCAAUAUUUGA